Messenger RNA from Debaryomyces tyrocola, 1056 nucleotides. The record is from the annotation of a GenBank genome assembly. Lineage: Eukaryota; Fungi; Ascomycota; Pichiomycetes; Serinales; Debaryomycetaceae.
AUGUCGUCAUCUCUAUCGACAAGUUCCACUACAACUCCUACUUAUGCUAAGAGGAAAUUAGAAUUGGUUCCGUUCAAUAGUCAAUUGGAAAUCAUCGAUAAGGCUAUUUUAAAUGUUUCCAAGACGCUGCUGAAUUCUAAUCAAUAUACCAACGUCCACCGCUCUGGUUACAAUAAUAACAGUGGUAAUAAUAACAACCACUCACACAAUCAGAAUCUGCAAAACAAGUAUGCUUUGGCUGCAGUUGCAGCUGCUGCUGCUGUUCAACAACAACAGCAAAAUUAUAUGCUUCAACAACAAUCUCAUCAACAAUCUCAUCAACAAUCUCAUCAACAAUCUCAUCAACAAUCUCAUCAACAGCAAUAUAAAGAUAUCAAUCCAUAUAUGUUCCAUGGGCAGGGUAUGGGCUUCAGUAAAGACCAAGGCGAAUUGUCCUCUUCUUCCUCAUUGUUGUCAGAGAAUAAUGCUCCAUUACCCUAUGAUUUUCAGAAUAAUUUCAUGACUUCAAACGGAAGUAAUAAUUCGGUCACAUCUCCCACAGCUGGACAGCUAAAUCAACUGCCAGCUACUGAUUCCCAAAAGCAUGCACUUCAAUCACAUAUUCAGCCUCAGCUUCAAAAUCUUUCUCAGCCUCCAAUGCCUGGUUUUAUUUUUGAUCCUAUGGCUUCUGAUAAUAGCAAAAUCAAUUCCAACUCACCAACUUUGUUGCAGCCUCAAGCUACAGCUUCUUCGAAUAAAGGUAGUAGCAAUUCACCCCCAAACUUAUUCUUGUCCAAUUCAAGUUCGGGAGCAAAUGCUGUAAAUUCAGUCAACUCCAAUAAUCCUGUUACAACUAACUUUUUGGAGUCACCGUCUUUAUUAUCAAGUGGUAAGAACAUUUCAAACAACUGGCCUGUUAAUAGCUCAAAUACAAACGCUAUUAAUCAUUCUUCAAUUUGGGGUGCUAAUCCUUCUACGUCGUCAUCAUCUAUGAUUCCAUCUAAUUUAGCAAAUUUAGAUUCUAAAUCUGAAAAUAAAAUUUCUAUUCAAAAUAACUUUGGUGGCUCAGUGUGGUGA